UUAGACCUACUCCAAAGUAAAGGUCUAGAAGUUCACCUGGCCGACUACGAACACAAAACCCCGUUACAUUGUUUGAAUGUCAAUGCGGAGUUGGCCUUGGUCAAAAAAUUGGAAUCGCUGAUUCCAGACGCAAGGCAAUGUCGGAGCAAUGCGAAGUUGCCUUGGGAAUGUUAUACGGAUACCAUCUUAGCCCAAGACUUUCAGUCGCCAUCUGUGGAUGUGCUGGAGUAUCUCAUCCAACCGAUGGUUACUCACUCAAACCCUUUCGAAGCGUCGAAGGUGUGGGAGCACUACGCUUCAAGAAUCGUGCAGGGCGCGGGGUGCACAUCUAAGUAUAUCGAUGCAGCAACCAGAUGUCUGAUACGUACAGGCAUAUUUGAGAGGUACGAGAAACAUAGGUCGAAAUCUGCGCUUCUACCGGUAGCUGAAGCCUGUUCGAAUGAGUGGUUUGUGGACCGUAGUAGUGUGAGGUACUUUCUUCUCACGGACGACACGUUGUGUUCCUUGUUGAAAGCUACAACCUACUGGAACGGCUUCCAAGACUCGCUUUGCGCCGUUGAACUUCUGAAAGUAUCUUCCACUCUCAACUACAGCAUGACAGUAGAUCAGCUGUUGAUACGAGGCAUUGGUGUCCAUCGCCGGUGCAAAGGGGUUUCCGCACUGGAAUAUAUUUGUGCAUUGCCAGCGGCCGAUGAAAACGACACUUGGAGAGUACGUCAGCUUCUUGAUCAUGCAGAUUCCAUGUGUUUGAACCAUACAAAUCCACGUUCCGGCUUGGGGUUGAUUCAUCUCUCGAACGAGGCGGAUGUACCACGGUUCAGGCGGGAAAUAGUUGAGAUGCUUUUAGAGCGCGGUGCUACCCCGGAUCUUCGGGUCAAUAUCUGGCCAUACUCAUCGGCUAUGGAUUACCACUUGUCUGAAAAACAUGCCUACUUGGCGGCUACUAUCCUCCGCCACGGAGCGAAUCCCACAAUCUCGUGCCGUUCUGGAUGGUCAGCGAUUCACGCGGCUACUGCGAGUGGUAGCGUAUCUUUCUUGAACGACCUUUUCGAGCAAAGAAACCCAAUUUGGGAGAUUGAUUGGGAAGGUCGGAGCGAUAGUCAAUCAUUCAAAGGCAUGAGACCGUUGCACUAUGCAGCCUCAUCAUCUGUCGGUUGCCUCCAGGUAAUCCUCGACAAGGUGGCUUCUAUCAGCCUGGAAGCCCCAUCGGAGAAUGGGUACACUGCUGUUCACUUUGCAGUGAUGAGCGGAGAAAUCAGCGCGGUUGAGCUUCUUCACGCUCGAGGUGCAAACAUCAACGCGAGGUCAGUUGAUGGCCAAUCAGCCCUGCAUAUUGCUGUUGCUAAAGGCAAUCUCGCGGCAGUCGAAAGGCUCCUGGAACUGGGCAGUGAAAUGACACCCGAUUGUGAUGGAAGGACGCCGCUGCUACUGGCGUACCAACAAAAUGAUCAAAACAUCAUCGACUGCCUUAGAGACCACGAUAGGAGCCAGCGCGGCGUGGUUUCGGCCGGUAUGCGUUCUGCAACUCUUGCCAAAGGGAUUUUCAGAGCUAUCCAAGCUGGGAACCUCUCUUCUUGUCAGGAGAUUUUUGCAUCACUGCCGACAGUGGAUAUAGACAUGCCUGCCAUAUUUGGGGGCCUUACAGCUCUUGGAGUUGCCGUAAGCUUUGGGAAACUGAACAUAGUAACUUGGCUUCUACAACAAGGUGCAAAUGCAAAUUACCCCUGCGGAAACGACAGUUCCAUCAUCCUAUCGAUGAUUUUACAACCCCUUUUGAAUCCAGGAUUACCAGCAAUGCUCGAGAGAUAUAUCGCGACCGGUGGUAGCGUUUUGAGAGAAUCAAGAUGUGUGGUAGCCGCGGCUGUGAGGGCGAAAAACGAAGAAGGGUUGGUACUACUUCUGGAUCAUCUGAAAGCAAAUGGGAAGCUUUAUGCACAUCGAGUUGGCGUAUGCUCGUCCGCAGCAUUGGCAUUAGCUGUCAACAGAAAGUGGCAGGGCAAGACACCCUUGCAUUGGGCGGCAUCUAUGAGCAACGUGCCCACAGCCCAGUUGUUAAUCGACAAUGGCGCUAAUAUUGAGGCCAAAGACGAUCUGGGAUUGACACCCCUCCUUGUUUCCGUCAUGGCAUCAGCUAGCGUUCAACAAUCAGCUGUUGUGCGAGUUUUACUCCAGGCUGGCAGCAAUAUCAACUGUCGCGACAAUGAUGGCUCUACACCGAUAGCCGAAGCAUGUAAACAUGGGGACCCUAGUGUCAUUUCAGCUCUGAUGAGCAGGGGAUCAGAUGUGCUUGUCAGAGAUCGUAGAGGGCGCAAUGUGUUGCACUGUCUCUUCUUCGGAAGAGAGACUGUUGAAGAAAACAGCGUGAGGCCGGCACUCUUCAUCAAGCUAAAUCGAAUGGGUGUCAAUCCAUUCGAACUCGACAUCUUCGGCUGCUCAGCACUUCAUCUGAUUAUUCACGACAAAUCUAUGACAUCCUUCGUGCUGAAUGAAAACAUGCGGAUUCAGGACGAAAGACCUAUGCCGUGGUCACAUUUGUUUUUGGCCCGGAAUGCUACCAACGCAACAUGCCUGACAACAGCCUUUGGGUUGUACCGUCGAAAACUGUCGACGGAAAAGUUCCGCACGUUUCUGAACCUCGAGGACGUCAGCAUCAGGAAUCCCCUGUGCUUCGCUGCAUCUAGAGGGCGAAUACAAGCCAUGGAAAACAUUUUGUCUUUGGGAAGUCUGAUAGACUUUGAGGGCUGUCCUGAGGGAUCCGCACUCAUGGCAGCAUCCAACGCAGGAAAUCUGGAAUCCGUCAUCUAUCUCGUUCGCCAUGGCGCGAGCAUCUCCUUCCAAGGCCACAACGACUUUCGGUCUGCAGUGGAGCUCGCAGCUACCUCACCACGGGUCCUUCGCUGGUUGCUUGUCGAUAGGUUCACCGACCAGAAGAAGCUCAACCCAUCUUGCCACGAAUCAACCUUCCCAUCGACAAAUUACAGACCUUGGAGCGGGAUCCAGAAAGCUGAGAUGAUAAUAUCAGGACGAUGGGAGCGGCAGUCAAAUGAGUCUUCUCGGCAAUACUGGGCACGUCUAUCGAGCAUGACAGAACAGCUUAGAGGCAAGUUCCUUCCUCCCAACACCGGGAAGACAACGCGGAGACAGUCGAAGCUGGUUCCAACAGAAUCUGUCAAGAUUGCAGUCGGUGGGUAUUUUGUUCCGUACGAUGCCUCGUUAGGAGAACGCGUGACGAGGAAGAGCAAGUGGUCGGAGUUGAGCUCGGAGGUUCGAGAAUGUCUGGAGCGUUACUGCUUAUGAUCUUGAGGGGAAUCUGUGCUAUUGCGUGGGAAUGAUCUACUUAGUGUCUCGUGGAGUUAUCGUUCAGGCUGGCGUAAGGUGAAAUUAUAGCUAU
This is a messenger RNA of Colletotrichum acutatum, 3391 nucleotides long. RefSeq lists its product as uncharacterized. Lineage: Eukaryota; Fungi; Ascomycota; Sordariomycetes; Glomerellales; Glomerellaceae. The transcript has 2 exons. Gene Ontology annotation, molecular function: protein binding. The coding region runs from base 244 to 3297 and encodes 1017 amino acids. The record is from RefSeq and is a predicted model, not a curated record.